This is a messenger RNA of Fomitiporia mediterranea MF3/22, 1892 nucleotides long. RefSeq names its product phosphoglucomutase. Bases 60 to 1742 code for a protein of 560 amino acids. Gene Ontology annotation, biological process: carbohydrate metabolic process. The record is from RefSeq and is a predicted model, not a curated record. The transcript is spliced from 6 exons. Gene Ontology annotation, cellular component: cytosol. Gene Ontology annotation, molecular function: magnesium ion binding; phosphoglucomutase activity. NCBI's taxonomy places the organism in Eukaryota, Fungi, Basidiomycota, Agaricomycetes, Hymenochaetales, Hymenochaetaceae.
GCUGUCUGUCGAUAAGUAUCGCACGAACGCUGCAUCUCUCUUUCUCUUCAGCGCGCAUCAUGUCCGUGCACAUCAAAGAAAUACAGACAAACCCGUUUGAUGGUCAGAAGCCCGGAACAUCAGGGCUGCGGAAGAGGGUGAAAGUGUUCCAGCAGGAGCAUUACACCGAGAACUUCAUUCAGUCAAUCUUCGAUUCCGUAGAUGCGAAGGGCCAAACACUGGUCAUCGGUGGCGAUGGUCGUUUCCUCGUGCCCGAGACCGUACAGACUAUCCUCAAGAUUGGAUCUGCAAAUGGGGUGGGCAAGUUCCUCAUCGGAAAGGACGGGAUUCUGUCUACACCUGCGGCAUCGAAUGUCAUCCGCAAGUACAAGGCUUACGGUGGCAUCAUCCUCACGGCUAGCCAUAAUCCAGGAGGACCGAACAAUGAUUUCGGCAUCAAGUACAACAUGUCGAAUGGUGGACCUGCUCCAGAAAGUGUUACAGACUUAAUCUUCAAGAGAACGAAGGAGAUCACGAGUUACAAGGUCCUUGAGUGUCCGCCAGUGGAUCUUUCAAGCAUUGGGAAAACGAAGUAUGGACCAACGGAUGUGGAGAUCAUUGACUCUGUGUCAGAUUACCUCGAACUGCUAGAGGGCAUCUUUGAUUUCUCUCUAAUAAAGGAAUUCCUCCAGAAGACUCUGGACUUCCGUGUACUGUUUGACGGCCUGAACGGUGUUACAGGGCCUUAUGCGCGAGCUAUCCUUAUAGAUACGCUUCAGUUGCCCGAGACAUCAGUCCAAAACUGUGUCCCAUUACCUGACUUUGGUGGCGGACACCCAGACCCAAACCUGACAUAUGCGCACACUCUUGUCGAAGCAGUGGAGGGGAAUAAUAUCCAAUUUGGAGCUGCUAGUGAUGGCGAUGGUGAUAGAAAUAUGAUCUACGGAAAGGGUGCUUUCGUAACUCCGAGCGACUCUGUCGCAAUUAUUGCUGACUGGGCGGAAGACUGCAUCCCGUACUUCAAGUCUGGUAUCAAAGGUCUCGCGCGCAGUAUGCCUACCAGCGCUGCUAUCGACUAUGUGGCAAAGAAGAAGGGCAUUGAGUAUUUUGAGGUUCCUACUGGCUGGAAAUUCUUCGGUAACCUCAUGGAUGCGGGACGUCUCUCCAUUUGCGGCGAGGAGUCCUUCGGGACCGGGUCCGAUCAUAUCCGCGAGAAAGAUGGGAUUUGGGCAAUCGUCGCUUGGCUGAACAUUCUCGCUGCGGCGAACAACAAGUCACCCGGCAAGAUUGUCGGUAUCAAGGAGAUCCAGCUGGAUCAUUAUGAAAAAUAUGGUCGUUCUUUCUUCUCACGUUACGACUAUGAGGAAGUUGCAUCAGAUGCGGCGGGAAAGAUGGUCGAUGCCUUGAAUAAGCACAUUGCUGAUGGCUCGCUUUUGGGCAAGGAGUUCAAGGCUUCAACGGGUGAAUCAUUCACUGUAUCGGAGACGACGAACUUUGACUACACAGACCCGAUUGAUAAAAGUGUAUCCAAGAACCAGGGUCAGAUUGUACGGUUCUCCGACGGCUCUCGUGUCGUGUUCCGCCUGAGUGGUACUGGCAGCCAGGGUGCGACUGUACGUAUGUACGUGGAGAAGUAUACAAAGGAUGUGAAGCAAUACGGGCAAGAGACUGCAGAGGGCCUUAAAGGUCUCAUUGAGGUCGCUCUGUCCAUUAGCCAACUUAAAGAGUUCUUGGGACGUGACAAGCCGACUGUGAUCACGUAACUCCGCUGUAGAAACCCAUGAAGACCAGUGAACGGCAUUAGACGUGCAGGUGGACUUGCGAAGUACCAAAUAUAAUAUUAAAGCAAUGAGGCAUGUAAGAUUCACGAGAAUGUCGUAUAAAUUGAGACAAUUCAUCUGUUUCCCUACGAG